This is a messenger RNA of Hyaena hyaena (striped hyena), 2035 nucleotides long. RefSeq names its product leucine rich repeat LGI family member 2 (gene LGI2). Gene Ontology annotation, biological process: inhibitory synapse assembly. Gene Ontology annotation, molecular function: protein binding. The transcript has 8 exons. Bases 1 to 1641 code for a protein of 546 amino acids. Lineage: Eukaryota; Metazoa; Chordata; Mammalia; Carnivora; Hyaenidae. The record is from RefSeq and is a predicted model, not a curated record.
AUGGCGCUGCGGCGGGGCGGCGGCGGGGCGCCGGGGCUGCUGCCGCUGCUGCUGCUGAGCGCCGCGUGCCUGAUCCCGCCGGGCGCGCAGGUGAGGCGGCUGGCGCGCUGCCCCGCCACUUGCAGCUGUACCAAGGAGUCCAUCAUCUGCGUGGGCUCCUCCUGGGUGCCCAGGAUCGUGCCGGGCGACAUCAGCUCCCUGAGCCUGGUAAACGGAACAUUUUCAGAAAUCAAGGACCGAAUGUUUUCCCAUCUGCCUUCCCUGCAGCUGCUAUUGCUGAAUUCUAACUCAUUUACAGCCAUCCGGGAUGAUGCUUUUGCUGGACUGUUUCAUCUCGAAUACCUGUUCAUUGAAGGGAACAAGAUCGAAACCAUUUCAAGAAAUGCCUUUCGUGGCCUCCGUGACCUGACUCACCUUUCUUUGGCCAAUAACCACAUAAAAGCACUCCCAAGGGAUGUCUUCAGUGAUUUAGACUCUCUGAUUGAACUAGAUUUAAGGGGCAAUAAAUUUGAAUGUGACUGCAAAGCCAAGUGGUUGUAUCUGUGGCUGAAGAUGACAAAUUCCACGGUGUCUGACGUCCUGUGCAUCGGUCCGCCGGAGUAUCAGGAAAAGAUGCUAAACGAUGUGCCGAGCUUUGACUACGAAUGCACAACCACAGAUUUUGUCGUUCAUCAGACUUUGCCCUACCAGUCGGUUUCAGUGGACACAUUCAACUCCAAGAAUGAUGUGUACGUGGCCAUCGCUCAGCCCAGCAUGGAGAACUGCAUGGUGCUGGAGUGGGACCAUAUCGAAAUGAACUUCCGCAGCUAUGACAACAUUACAGGUCAGUCCAUUGUGGGCUGCAAGGCCAUCCUCAUUGAGGACCAGGUGUUCGUGGUGGUGGCCCAGCUCUUCGGCGGCUCCCACAUUUACAAAUACGACGAGAGCUGGACCAAGUUUGUCAAAUUCCAAGACAUCGAAGUGUCUCGCAUUUCCAAGCCCAACGACAUCGAGCUGUUUCAGAUCGAGGAUGAGACGUUCUUCGUCAUCGCGGACAGCUCUAAAGCCGGGCUGUCCACAGUGUAUAAAUGGAACAGCAAAGGAUUCUACUCCUACCAGUCUCUGCAUGAGUGGUUCAGGGACACGGAUGCAGAGUUCGUUGACAUAGACGGGAAGUCGCAUCUGAUUCUGUCCAGCCGCUCCCAGGUCCCCAUCAUCCUCCAGUGGAAUAAAAGCUCUAAGAAGUUUGUCCCCCACAGUGAUAUUCCCAACAUGGAGGAUGUACUGGCCGUGAAAAGCUUUAGAAUGCAGGAUGCCCUCUACCUUUCCCUCACCCGCUUCAUUGGGGACUCCAGGGUCAUGAGGUGGAAUAGUAAGCGGUUUGUGGAGAUCCAGGCUCUUCCAUCCCGGGGGGCCAUGACCCUACAGCCCUUUUCUUUUAAAGAUAAUCACUACCUGGCCCUGGGGAGUGACUAUACAUUCUCCCAGAUAUACCAGUGGGAUAAAGAAAAGCAGCUGUUCACAAAAUUUAAGGAGAUUUAUGUGCAAGCGCCUCGUUCCUUCACGGCUGUCUCCACUGAUAGGAGAGAUUUCUUUUUUGCAUCCAGUUUCAAAGGGAAAACAAAGAUUUUUGAACAUAUAGUCGUCGACUUAAGUUUGUGAAGGUGUGACUGGUGAAUUUAAAAAGAUACAUAGCCCUAGCUCUCACAGGAGAGUGACCAAGAAGUGAAUAUAAAAGGAAGCCAAGUUCAGAGCUCUGAAAUUAAAACAGCUCUGGGGGGAUAGAAGUUUUCAAAAUUCUAGAACUCACAUUUUAAUCAGGGAUUGCAUUUAUUGGCUAAUUGCAUGACAUGUCCGAUCUCCCAUUUAAAAAGACAUCUUAAAGCCUGUUGUCACUGAGAAAAGAGUACAGCAUUAACUCUUAACCAUCUAGGACAGUAAUGUGCUUUUUUUUUUAAUGAGGAAGGAGAAAGUUGGAUAAGAUGGGACAGCUCUUAUAAUGAAAUAAACAAACAAACAAAAAACAAAAAGACCAAACUACGGGCCCUUCUCAUUC